This is a messenger RNA of Felis catus (domestic cat), 10922 nucleotides long. RefSeq names its product GRB2 associated binding protein 1 (gene GAB1). The record is from RefSeq and is a predicted model, not a curated record. The transcript is spliced from 12 exons. Lineage: Eukaryota; Metazoa; Chordata; Mammalia; Carnivora; Felidae. Bases 7143 to 9089 code for a protein of 648 amino acids.
GUGGGCCUCCGCGCCCGCACCCCUGCCCUGGUCGCACGCGGGACUGGUUCUUCAGCUUAGUCCCCCAUCUCUUUCCCCUCGUCCCCUUCCUCCACAGGCUCGUGACCGAGGCUGUACACUCACGCCCUGGCUCCCUCCACUUUGCCGGCUAACUUUCUUUCUCCAGAUUCCAGAUGGCCUGCUUUGCGGGCCUCAUCGGCCCGUGGGAGGCCCCGGGAUUUCCACCUAAUGCCUGCUGCGUGUUUUUAUUAUUCCUUGUAGCAGAGGUUAAGGGGAAGAGCAUUCUCCUUUCUUUAUAUCUGCAUUUAAUCACAAUGGGGCUGCUGUAUCCUCAAUUUCCCGCAAUCGGAAAACCGCUGAGGUUUUAGAGCUCAGCAGCCCUCUGGUGCGCUCUCAGUCAUACCCCUCGAGGUGCAUUGCGUACGGGAGGCUUGUGGACCUGAAAAGUUGGUGUUAGAAACCAGCAUCUCCGAUCCGUGCAAAAGAGAAAGAAAAGUUACUACGCGCCCUGCCGUUUGCUUAGCAAGGGUUCGCAUUUUCGCGGUUUUGAAUCCUGGGGACCGUGGAGUUUGGCCGGAGAAUCUUGGCAGUUUGCUGCGAGAGGAGGGCACUGGGGGGAGCCUGGCGGCUGGUGUUUGGGCGCGUUGGACGCGCUGUCAAGCCUCUCAGGAGGGGGGACAGCUGCGGCCAGUAGGAUUUCUGUGUGUUGCGGUCCUUUUCCAGGCCACCAGGGUUACAUAAAUGGCAUUUGUGUAAUUGAUACAAGAUACUGAUUGUGUGUUAAGCUAUUUUAGCUGUUAAAAAUAUUCCUUGAAAGAACCAACCUUACUUUGGUGGAAAUCUGUGUCCUCUUCAGGGGUCUGGAAUCUUAUCCCCUUCUCACCCAUUGGUUCUUUUGUUGCUGCCCUUUGCAAAGGAAAGAAAUGACACGUUCGUCCUGGCGUAUGGAGCCAAUGUUUUUCUAGUACAGUGUGUUUUCAAAAGCAAAACUUAUGCCCCCUUAAAUGUAAAUUCAUUGUCAGUGACCAGCACUUCGAAUGGAACUUGAAUCUUGUUGAAGGAUUUUUACACCUGAUAUUAGAGCCCAAAUUAAUCCUAUUAGUCACUGCUUGGAUGGUGGAGUGAAGUGCAAUAAUUAACUUCAGGGACUCGCUGGAGUUUCUGGUUCACUUUCUGCCAGCCUUUGUUAUAGACAAGUAAUUCUCAUUUAAGGACUUGAUGCCACACAUCCGAAGAAAGUUCUCCAGAAAUCUUGAACCCUUCCAAAUCUUGUCUCCUUGUACUUACCACAGUUUGCCUGAAUAUUCUGGUGAAGAUGCUAACUGUAUUGCAAAAUUGGGGGGGGGGGUGGUAAGUGGUUUUUUUCAGUUCUUGGUUCUAAAGAGAAGGUUGUGUAUGUGUGAGAAGAGGGAGUAGGGAGAGAGGUGUGUUUGAGAGGCAUCGGUUAGGCAACAUAUAGACCUAAGUAGGUUCUAGGAGGAAGCUUAAGGACAGUACCUUUGCCUAAAAAGUAGUGAUUAUAGAGACUUAAUGCAUUCUUUCAUACGGUUGGUUUAUGGCUCUCUCAAAAGAUGCCUAGCACUGGACUAGGCACCAAAAGGUUAGAAAAUACAGUAGGGAAGAAACCUUGCCUUUUGGGCUUGCAAUUUAAUGUAAAAUGACCUAGGACGAAAAUCAGCCUAAAAGAUUGUCUUAACAAGGACAAAGAAAAUGAAAAGUCCAAAUUUAAAAAAUGUAUAUUAUUUUAUUUGAUCAUUACACCGGUUUUAUGAGGUAGGUUAUCUCAGUUUUAUAGAUGAGAAAAGUUUCUGUAUUCAGAAUAUGCCAUGGAUAGGAUUUGAACCCAGAUCUGCCUGACUGGGCUAUAUAAAAGGUUAAUGACUCAUCUACUUCAAGUGGAGUGCAGACUAAAUCAUCUCUAAAGCUCCUUUUCUGAUUAUAGCUUUCUAGGAGUCUAUGAAUAUUAGUUGAGAAUGCAAGGAAGAGGCGAGCUGGGGAUCAGAUGUGCAAUGCUAAAGAAACAUAAGACCCUUCAGGCAGUUUUCUGAGUCUUCGGGAAAUGAGACAAGAAUAUGUGAAAAAGUGAGCCCACAACAUAAAGUGGUUUCAGAUUGUGUGCCCAAGCUGAUUGUUAUUUAUUUUUUUAAAUAGACGUUUUGAGGAACAAGCUCAGUGUAGUCUGAAACCGUGGGAAUACUUUAGCGACAUAGCAGGAUCCCUAAGUUGUGUUUUCAGCCGGGGGAAGAAUAUGCUUUACAGCUGGGGGGAGGUGGGGUUUUUCUUGCUUGGCUGAGCAUUAGUGUUUUCUUUAUACAUGGCUAUGGCCCAGGAAGACAGCGUGCAGGGUGCUACCAGAAUUUAAGAGGUCCCUGAGGAUGACCAGAAUAUUAUAAGUUAAAGUGAGGUCGGUCUUAAUAUUUUAGCUGUCGGUUUGGUUGCCCAGAAGAUUUUGACAUUUCCAGAUUUUUGAUCUUUUGGCUUUGGUAUUCAGUUCGGAUUGUUUUUGCUAAACUAGCUUUGACCCUCAAAGACAUUCAUAUAUAUAUAUAUAUAUAUGCAUUUCCUAUGCUUGUUUUCUUUUCAUGUAAAAUCUUUAUGAAAAUCAAGGGUAAAAGGAAACAUUGUUGACCAUCCAGUACGCAAAAUGUUGCUUGAUAAUGGUUUUUAAUGAAUGAAUUUGCUGUGAAAAGAUAUCUUGGAUGAGUGGUACUGUAAUUGUUAAACAAGACAUCAGGGAGUUUGAGCAUUGAUUCUGUUGGGGAACUUGUGGCCCACGGAAUUUUGACAGUUGUCUUGCUGUUUACAGUUUUUAUAGGGUAUUCAAACAUUGAUUAAGAUGAUCCUUAAGGGCUUUUAUGUGGCAAAAAUUGUUUUAGUUUUAUCAUUAAAGUCAUCUCAUGUUAUGGCCCCGUUGCAUUCCCUAUACAACUCCAUUUUAUGUUUACUGUUUCAUAGUCAACUACACAGCAUUGUUGUCUUUGCACACUAGUGUGUUCAUCUGAUAUGAAGGCUUUUCUUGAAUUUCCUAAAGAGAGUAAAAGGGACAUAAAAGAGGAAUACUGGAGUAGUGAGUAGUUCCUCUAGCCUUUUCAUCUCGUUUUACUUUUUUCUGUAUUUAUUUGCAAAAGAGUAAGAACCUUUGUAUGUGUUUCAUUUCAUCCUCUGUGAAUUUUUUGAAGUCUACUUAAAGGGGAGGUGAAAGUGUUCAUGCUUUCUUGCAAUUUUGCUACUACCGUGUUUUGGUUUUUGUCCUGUGUUGUAUAUUAAACAACUGCUUUUUUACUUUAAGGACCUGAAUGGAAUCAUUUACAGAUCACCGUUACUAGGGUUACAGAGAACAAGUAAACUCUUGGUAGUAUGCACUAAACAGUGAUGCUCAGAUUUUUUAAAAGAGUUCUUUAAAGACAAAUCGGAUGGUUGAAAUAAUGGUAGGAUUUUCAUCAGGACUUGAAAUUUCAGCUGAGAGAAAAUGUAAGUCUGAAAACAAAGGAUUGAUUCAAGCCAGCUGGCUAUCACCAUAUCUCUGUAGGGGGAGCUUCCCUAUGGCCUGCCUCAAGUCUGGACACUGAGUUUGCACUCCUCCAUGGCCCAGCUGUCAGCAUUGGGCAGGUAUGCAAUCUCAGCAGGAGAACCUACUUCUGAGGCUAGACCAAGGUGGCCUAUUAGCUGCCAGCCAGCCUGGGAGUAAGACCUUGGCCAGUUCUUGGGUGUGUAAUCUGUACCCAGCUUGGGCUGCACUCUUCCACUGUCACUUAAUAGGAUGGUUCUUGUCUAGAACAUGCCCCUGGUUUUGGAAAUGGGCCUAGAAACAGAAAUAGCCUUUUCCUCCGGGUGGGCAUCUGACAUGUUACAUGGAGGAGAGGGGCACAGACAGGCAGGCUGUCCUAUUUAAGGACAGCCCAGGAUCUGUGCUAAGCAUUGUCUCUGCUCAAUAUUGUUGCUACAGCAAAUGGGACUGUGAUGUCUGGAAGCUCUUCUUGCACUUUUUUUUUUUUUUUGCAAUUACCAGUAACAAUCGGGAUUCUGAAGCUUUUGCUUGUAGUGACUGAAGGAACAUAAUUAUUCUGUUGAAGGAAUUUUUUUUCUGGAAAACUUCACUUUAGUAAACAUUACACUCAAAUUCUUAAUGUUUUCUUUUUACUUUUUCUAAUGUGGCAGGAACACUGUUUCUAUUAACAAAGAUCAUCAACUACCAAUUACAUUAAGCCUUUAUGAUAGGUAAUAAUAGUUCAGUCUUUGAUUGUGCCUGGACUUAAUGAUGAGUACAAAAUUCUCCAUGUAAAACUUGCUGGAUUCCUAAGUCUGAUUGUUGUCUUUUGGGAUUCAAAAUAACCAUUAGGAAGUUCUAUCAGUUUGGAGGGUGGUUUUAGAGUUCUGUGUUAAAAAUUGGUUUUUAAAUUUUUUAAAAAGAUCAUCUUUGGACAAAAUACAGUAAUACGACAAGAGUUACACUUGGAUAAUCUGGUUGCCAGCUGACUUGGUUAUUUCUGUGUGUUUUGUCAUUGAGUCUGCUUUAAAAAUAAGAAAGAUAUAAAAUGACAAAGUACUUUUUAUGACUAAAUAACAUUCCAUAUUUUGUAGUCAACAUAAAAAAUAUGAAGAUAGGUCUUGAUAAUUUGCAGAUUGAGGAAGUUUAAGAGGUGAUAGAUUCAGAACAGUAAGUGUCAUUACUCCUAAUUUUCUUACAGAAGCUAACACGGGAGAAGGGACAAUACAGCAGGUGGACUACUGCUUUAUUUUUUUAUGAGUUUGGGGUAAAUUGUGCUGCUGUGGAAGGAACUCUGGACUGAGUGUCAGGACCCAGGAUUCGACUUGACUUUGCCAUUAUCCACCUGAUACUUUGACCAUUCUGACCCUCAGUUUCCUUAUCUGUAAAAUGGAGAAAUGUUGUAAAAAUCUAGAUUCUAAACUCUUGCGGCUUAACAUUCCUUAGAUAUUUGCUUGGAAAUGAGAGGCAGAGUGGGGUGCUUCUCAGUAGGCCCCUGUUUUUGGGAAAUAAAUUUUAAUUUCUUGUUCAUCUUAAAUAGUUUAGUGGAUUUAUUAGGAACUGCUUAAGCAGAGUUCUUUAGGGACCCUCCAGCAUUUGCUUUAACGGAACACAGGCUCACUGAACACAGGCCUGCUGCAUCCUGCUGUGGGUGCCUCAGUUGUGACUCUAGCACCCAGAGCAGUGCCUGGCUCAGAAUAGAAGAGCAACAAGUACCUGUUGACUGAAUAAACAGGUAUUUCUGGAGCUUUUGUAAUGUGUCUUGUGUGGAAUACAAUGGACGGAAAGGCCCACUCCCUGCCCUCAAGGAGUUUCUAAUCUAUUUGUGAAGACAAGCUGUAAAUGCACCUACAUUUAAAUCAUUUUCCAAGACAUAUGUUAUAAGGCCAUAUAUGAUUACUUGCCAGAUGAAUGAUUCAGAUAAUAAUUGCCUAAGAGUUCAGACUGGGAGGGAAUGGAAGGGGGCUGCCAGGGAAGAUUUCACAGAUGAAUUUUUAGGCUCUGUUCUUGGAAGAACAGAGGUACUUACUGUUGGCAAAAAUAGCAAAUCCUAAGGGAAGCCUGGCUUUAAAGGAGGAACGAAGACUUUGUGUUGAUUUUAGACCUCCUAGUUAAGGGACGGCUUUCCGAACACCUCAGUUUCAAGCAUGGAGUUUGGAUGUCAGCUGUAACAUCUAGUUUGAGAAGUUUCUGUUUCUGCCAUGACCUAAUGCUUCUGAUGGGAUCCUGACCGCAAGUGAAUUUUAUGUGUCAGACAAGAAACAAACAAAACAACUCCUUUGGUCACCUGAGCUUAUUCAAAUUCAAGGGCUGUGUGUUAUUUAAGAUUUCUUUAUGUCUGUUUUGAGCUAAAUAAUUCAUUCUGGCAAGCGUUUAGUUUACAACAGAGAGGGAGCAUGUUCUGGUGGGAGGGAGAAUAAAAGAGCCUUUGAUUCCUUUGCUCCUGAGUUCCAGCAGGAGGGCCAGCGCUGCCUUGGGCUAGUGUCUUAUUUUGGACUUUGGAAGCCAUCUUAGCCCAGCUGUGUGAGUGCCAGCUAGUGUUGGAGGAAAGAGAAGAACACCACUGGGUCUCAUUAAACCCCCUCUGACUGUUGAUGGAAGAGGUUCUCUCAUUUCACAUUCCUCAAAUUAACAUGGUGGCUAAUUUCCACCAACUUAGAGCUUCAUCAGAAUUUGCCAUUUGAACUUUGGCUUGAAAGUCACAACGUUUCUGUGUGACUUCUUUUAUCUCUGUGUGUGGAUUUGAGUACAGGAAACUUAUCAAGUCACAGGUCUUUUUUUUCCUCCCCUCUUUGGCUACAAGCACAAAUGAAAUUAGCAUUCUUUUCUUCUUUAGAUUACUCCUGGGGAAAAGUGGUUCUUUGUACCGUGGAUUUCCACAUCCAUUAAAUAAGUAGCCUCUUCAGUUGCCAACUAGAUGGCUGGAGUCUUACUGAAUAGUAGGUGGCAGUUCAGGCCUGUGGAAUUACUGGGAAAAGUCACUUUAGGAACUGGGCGUUUUUGACCAUUCCAGGCUUGUACGCGUGAGCACCUUAACACAAGAAUAACUGGACUGGAAAAGAGAGUCUUUUAUAUUUUAAGCAGUUCUUUUAUUCAUAUGUGCAAAAUUCUCCUUAACUACGGGAAGAAUUCUCACUGUUAAAUGCAUAUGAAGUAGAACCCAGCAGCUUUUGACUGUGUGAUAGCCUGCUUUGUAAAAAAUACUUAACACGGUGCACCGAAAUACAUGUUUGGUUGUUAUCUCUGUUACAUUAGCUCUUGAAGCAUUCUGAUUACAACUUGUAGCUGCCAAGCCCUGUCCUGCAGUAUUUAUCUGGAACAAAAAUUUUCCAUGUGGUUGUUUUUAGCAGAGCUGCUAUAUGCAAACUGCACAUGAAGAAGUAAGUUGCAAAGAAAUAGAGCUUCCAGAAGAGGAAAUGCAUGGAAGAGGAGAUGGUUUGUGUUACGCAGUGGUCGCUUAACUGGAGAUCCAGAUGUCCUGGAGUAUUACAAAAAUGAUCAUGCCAAGAAGCCUAUCCGUAUUAUUGAUUUAAAUUUAUGUCAGCAAGUUGAUGCUGGAUUGACAUUUAACAAAAAAGAGUUUGAAAACAGCUACAUUUUUGAUAUCAACACCAUUGACCGAAUUUUCUACUUGGUAGCAGACAGUGAGGAAGAGAUGAAUAAGUGGGUUCGUUGCAUUUGUGACAUCUGUGGGUUUAAUCCUACGGAGGAAGAUCUUGUGAAGCCCCCUGGCAACUCUGCCCAGGCGCCAGCCGAUUUACCUUUGGCGGUCAACACGGCACCGCCGUCCACCCAGGUAGAUUCAUCCUCCGCUGCUCCACCUCCUCCCUAUCAGCUAAUUAAUCUUCCACCACACCUGGAAACUGUUGGCAUCCAGGAGGAUCCUCAAGACUACCUCUUGCUAAUCAACUGUCAAAGCAAGAAGCCUGAACCCACCAGCCAAGGGUCAUCUUUUGUUUCUGAAGAAGGAGAGGAAUACCUACUACUAGAAGAUUUUGAAAGCAAAACGAUUCCGUUGCAAACACAUGCUGAUUCUGCAAAAUCCACCUCUUCUGAAACAGACUGCAAUGAUAACGUCCCUUCUCAUAAAAAUCCUGCUUCCUCCCAGAGCAAACAUGGAGUGAAUGGCUUUUUUCAGCAGCAAAUGAUGUAUGACUCUCCACCGUCUCGUGCUGCAUCUGUUUCUGUAGACUCCAGCCUUUAUAACCUGCCCAGAAGUUACUCCCACGAUGUUUUACCAAAGGUGUCUCCAUCAAGUACCGAGGCAGAUGGAGAACUCUAUGUUUUUAAUACCCCAUCUGGGACAUCAAGUGUAGAGACUCAAAUGAGGCAUGUAUCUAUUAGUUAUGACAUUCCUCCAACACCUGGUAAUACUUAUCAGAUUCCACGAACAUUUCCAGAAGGAACUUUGGGACAGACGUCAAAGCUAGACACUAUUCCAGAUAUUCCUCCACCUCGGCCACCGAAACCACAUCCGGCUCAUGACCGAUCGCCUGUGGAAACGUGUAGUAUCACACGCACGGCCUCAGAUACUGACAGUAGUUACUGUAUCCCUACAGCAGGGAUGCCACCAUCACGUAGUAAUACCAUUUCCACUGUGGAUUUGAACAAAUUGCGAAAAGAUGCUAGUUCUCAAGACUGCUAUGAUAUUCCACGAACAUUUCCAAGUGACAGAUCUAGUUCACUUGAAGGCUUCCAUAACCACUUUAAAAUCAAAAAUAUAUUGACAGUGGGAAGUGUAUCAAGUGAAGAACUGGAUGAAAAUUAUGUCCCAAUGAAUCCCAAUUCUCCUCCACGACAACAUUCCAGCAGUUUUACGGAACCAAUUCAGGAAGCAAAUUAUGUGCCAAUGACUCCGGGAACAUUUGAUUUUUCUUCGUUUGGAAUGCAAGUUCCUCCUCCAGCUCAUAUGGGCUUCCGGUCCAGCCCAAAGACCCCUCCCCGCAGGCCAGUUCCUGUUGCAGACUGUGAACCACCCCCCGUGGAUAGGAACCUCAAGCCCGACAGAAAAGGUCAAAGUCCUAAAAUUUUAAGACCCAAACCCCCUGGUUUAGAGCGAACUGAUUCACAAACCAUAGGUGACUUUGCUACAAGAAGAAAGGCCAAGCCAGCACCUUUAGAAAUAAAACCUUUGCCAGAAUGGGAAGAAUUGCAAGCCCCAGUUAGAUCUCCCAUCACUAGGAGUUUUGCUCGAGAUUCCUCUAGAUUUCCCUUGUCUCCCCGACCGGAUUCAGUGCAUAGCACAACUUCAAGCAGUGACUCACACGACAGUGAAGAGAAUUAUGUUCCCAUGAACCCAAACCUAUCCAGCGAAGACUCAAAUCUUUUUGGCAGUAACAGCCUUGAUGGGAGAAGCAGUCCUAUGGUCAAGCCCAAAGGAGACAAACAAGUAGAAUACCUAGAUCUGGAUUUAGAUUCUGGGAAAUCCACACCACCACGUAAGCAAAAGAGCAGUGGCUCAGGCAGCAGUGUAGCUGAUGAGAGAGUAGAUUAUGUUGUGGUUGACCAACAGAAGACUCUGGCUCUAAAGAGCACUCGGGAAGCCUGGACAGAUGGGAGACAGUCCACAGAAUCUGAAACACCAGCCAAGAAUGUGAAAUGAAAAUAUUGCUUCGCUGUUUCUGAAUAACGAGAACUGAAUUGUAAACAUAAAUCCUGUUUGAGAUGACCUGACACUUCUAUUCUAGGUAGAUCCUCAACUGAGUAGAAUUGAAGUCAGAGGACUUUUCACGCAUAAUCAAGCAAUUUAGACUGUAAAUGGUGCUUUGUGGUAUCUCAACAAUCCAUAACAUGUAAAUAAUGUGGGAAAAUACUAUUGUUUAGCUCCCAGAGAAACAUUUGUUCCAUAGUUAACACACUUGUAGUAUUACUGUAUUUAUGCACUUUUUCAUUUAAAACGUUGGUUUGGGUAUUCCCAAAUGUUCCUUAACAUAAUUCCUUUGGGAGUUCUUGUUUUUCCUCACACUACUCUAUAUAACAAUACUAAGUUAACUAAGCUACUUUUAGAUUUGGAAAUUGCUCUUUAAACUGCACUCUAACAACAUUAAAAUGAGAAGUAGAUUUACAAUUUACCUGUCUACCUGAAACAUCAGGUGAUAGCCAUUAGCCUAAACUACACAGUAUAGACGGGCUCGUCAUUCACUGCGUUCCAAAGUGCUGAGGAUAAUAUAUGUACUGGUGUCAGGAACUAAUUCUCUGGUUCAUGUACAUUUAGUUUUCAAUGGUGGAACUUUAUUAUAUUUUGUUAAUUACAGUGUUUUUGGUUCAUUGAGUGAAGAUUCUGCCAGGUGGGAUCUUGCACCUUGGGAAGACUGAAUAAUUACACUAUCAAGUAAGCCUACAGAUCACUUACCGGCAUGCAGUGAUGAUGUGCUCUCACACUUGUUAACAUGUAUUAAACUUUACAUUAUUUGCAAAGAUAGAUUAUAUAACCAGGUACGUACCAGGCACUGAUGUGCUAAUACACUGAUCAGGUUUAGACAAUGAGCUUUAGUUGUGUUCUUGUUAGUCCUAAUAUUGGUUUCCAAUUUGGACUUAAGGAAACAUUCACUGUUAGUUAUAGCAACAUACUGUGAUUUUUUUUUUAAUUAGACAGUAAUUCAGAUUUAUUACUCUAAGAAUGAAAUUCUAUCUUUUGACACCAUAGUGCCCUUUCUAUGAUUUUUUUAACUUUACUUAAUAUUCUUCUUGGCCUUAUAUUUAAAUCCCUAUGCAAUUAAUAUUUUAUAUCUACAUUUUUUUUUAAAAAAAUAGAUGUUCUAUAAGUGAUUCUUGUAUGUAGCACCAGUUGCUUUUCCAGUAAAAGAAUUAAGGAUUUUGUACUGUGAUUUAUAUUCACUGCCCUAAUUUGAGAAAUUUUGGAGUAUUGUUAUAAUGUGAAAUCUUAGAGUCAUGAACCUCUUCCAACCAGAUGUCUGAAAUCACCAGAGGAAUUAUAUAAUUCUGUCUCACCUGUAAUAUGGUCCUGUGAUACGGAUAUCAAAACCAUAAAUUAUAUAUAGUGAGACUACAGUUGUAUUUAUCUGUUUUGGCUUUGCAGUGUAAUUUAGAAAGCAGGUAUAAUUUGUUUGUUUGCUUGUUUUUUUAACUAAGUUACAAACAAUCUCUUGUGUAUUGAUUUGGGACUUACUAACAGUUUUUGGAGGAGGCAGAGAUAAGAGUACCCACAGCUGAGGCAUGACUCCCUCCAUUCAGACCUCUAACUGUUGCCUGAACACACAGAUGUGCCCUGAUUUCUGGUCUUUUGGCCAUAGUACUGUGCCUAAUCAAUGUAAUGGGUUUAUUUCCCCAAUCCACGAACUAAAAUUGUUCAUAACAAGAUGAAUUGUAGACUAGUAACAUUUGAUGCUUUUAAAUGUUUGCUUCUUUUUAAACAAAAACUAAAACUCAGAAGUGAAUUUUCAGACGGAUUUUUAAAUAAAAAAGAUUGUUUGAA